Rotaria sp. Silwood1 is the source of this 426-nucleotide messenger RNA. Lineage: Eukaryota; Metazoa; Rotifera; Eurotatoria; Philodinida; Philodinidae. The record is from the annotation of a GenBank genome assembly.
AUGUAUAUAUCAACAACAAAUGGUAAGGGUGUUUGUUCAUGUUCUUGUUGUAUUGGUAUAGAUUGUACACCAACACAUGAAGGUAAUGUGGAAGUUCCAUCAUGUGAUGACUUGAUUUGUUAUGAUGCUUGUGAGAAGUCAUAUCCAUCGAAGUGUGAUUCUUCGAAGCCAGGUUUAAUUGACGCAUUUUGUGACGAAAUAAUUACAACAACUCUUACGACUUCAUCAAGUUCUACAACUACUUUUUCAACAUCAUCGUCUACUUCGACAAUUACGGAUACUACAUCUAAUACAACGGUUACAGUACCUACUACUAGUAGUCCUCAAUCUUCAUCAACAUCUACAACCACAAAUGCACCAACAAUUUCAUAUUUCUAUUCAGAUAUAAUGAUCACAUCAAUCUAUAUUACUCAUCUUGAUCUUUGA